UUCCCUCCUCCUCUCUCACCACCCUCUCUCUCUCUCUCUCUCUCUCUCUCGACCAUUCCUUCUCUGUCGCCAUCCUUCCCGUCCAUUCUCUCUCUGUCGCUCCCCUUGAAUCCUUUCUCACUACUCUGUACUUCCAGCCAUUUGACAUACAUGAAAGAAGGAUCAAGAGGUGGUGGUGGUGGCAGCUGCGGAGGCCAAACUCUGUUCGCAGAAGCUGGCGGCGGACUCCCGCGCCCUUCCAAGGACUCAACCCUCAUGCAUUCCGAUCCCCUAAUCAAGUCCACCAGCGAGGAGGAGUUCCCCACCCGCCACAGCAACGGCUCCACCGCCAGCCCCGGUUACUCCUCCGACCACAGCGCCUCCACCACCGACACCCAGAACUCCUCCGCUGACAACUCUCCCUUCCACAUGUCGCCCUGGAACCACCAACCCGCCACCUCAUCUGCUUCCUCCGGCGGCCCUCUUCCGGGGGCGACCAACACCACCACAGACCUCUUCCCCUCGGGCACUGGCCUCGUCGGCUCCCUCGUCCGCGAGGAAGGCCACAUCUACUCCGUUGCUGCCAUCGGCGGCCUCCUGUAUACCGGAUCCGACAGCAAGAACAUCCGAGUGUGGAAGAACCAAAAGGAGUACGCGGGUUUCAAGUCGACUAGCGGCCUCGUGAAGGCCAUAGUCAUAUCCACCGACCACCGCAUCUUCACCGGCCACCAAGAUGGAAAGAUCCGGGUCUGGAAGGUCUCCCCCAAGAAUCCACGGGUCCACAAGCGCGUCGGAACGCUCCCUCGCUUCAAGGACCUGCUGAAGAGCUCCAUCAACCCAAGCAACUACGUCGAGGCCCGGCGGCGCCACCACCGGUCCGCUGUCUGGAUCCGGCACACCGACGCCGUGUCCUGUCUCUGCUUGAGCGAGGACCAGAGCUUGCUGUACUCGGGGUCGUGGGACCGGACGCUGAAGGUGUGGCGCGUGGAGGACUUGCGGUGCGUCGAGUCCGUGAACGCCCACGACGACGCCGUCAACGCGGUGGUGGUCGGGUUCAACGGGCUGGUUUUCACCGGCUCGGCGGACGGCACGGUGAAGGCGUGGAGGAGGGAGGAAUUGCCCAAGCCGACCGGGAAGAAGGGAGGGAAGAAGCAAGCCGGUCUGACGAGGCACCAGCCGGCGGUGACCCUGGUGCGGCAGGACAUGGCAGUGACGGCGCUGGCAAUCAACGUGGCAGCGGGGUUGAUGUACGGGGGAUCGUCCGACGGCGGGAUCAGCUGGUGGGACCGGGGAGGUGUGGGUGGGUCCGGCGGGUGCGGAGGGGUUCUCCGGGGGCACAAGGUGGCGGUGCUGUGCCUGGUGGCGGCGGGCAGCCUGUUGUUCAGUGGGUCCGCGGACAAGACGAUAUGCGUGUGGCGGCGGGAUGGGGGAGGCGGCCACGUGUGUAUGUCGAUGCUGACGGGGCACUCCGGACCCGUCAAGUGCCUGGCCGUGGAGGCCGACCUCGACGACUGCGGGGGAGGGAGGUGGGUGAUCUACAGUGGGAGCUUAGACAAGUCCGUCAAGGUGUGGAAGGUAGCGGAAUCAGCCGCGUCGGCAUCCGGUAAUCCGCAGCCACCGGCUCUGCGGUGGGACUCGGAAGGCGCUUCGGCCGACGACCAUGGCGCUCCACGCUACGAUUUGUACUAAUUGAAGCAGAAAACACCAUAACAUAAUACAACAGGGAAUUAAUGUGUGCACACAUGAACGUGGCAUAUAUGAUCAUGUAGGGUACUAUUUCAUGUGUAUUUUGUGUUUAAGAUUCUAAAUUUGAAGGGA
Molecule: messenger RNA, 1797 nt
Organism: Musa acuminata subsp. malaccensis (wild Malaysian banana)
Lineage: Eukaryota; Viridiplantae; Streptophyta; Magnoliopsida; Zingiberales; Musaceae
Product: protein JINGUBANG-like
Molecular function (GO): protein binding
Source: RefSeq, a predicted model, not a curated record